AUGCCAACGCUGCCAGGCCAUCAACGUAACGUAUCACAAGGACAACAUUUGAUCGUUGAUCCCAACGAUUCUGGAGACGAAGACGAUGCUGAGCGCGGGCGAGCAGGAGUAUUUCCUGGCGGAAGUCCUAUUCAUUUAAAUCCAUCGACACAAUACCGACCGCAAGCGAAUAAGCCAAAAGGUCUCUGCAGUGAUCCACAUAUUCGAUCGAACAUCAAAGUUAUAUUAGGCUCAAUAGUGCUCACAAUAGUCGGGACAAUUUUGCUUGUUCUCGGAACUAUUGUAAUGUUUCGUCCAGACGAAGGACCGCAAGGAUGGGUAUUUUUGUUUGCGGGCUUCCUUUGCUUUGUACCUGGCUCGUACCAUGUAUACUAUAUUAUAUGUACACUUUGUGGUCGUCCAGGAUACUCGUUCGAUAGGUUGCCUACUUUCAACCGAUGA
This is a messenger RNA of Necator americanus (New World hookworm), 441 nucleotides long. RefSeq lists its product as uncharacterized. NCBI's taxonomy places the organism in Eukaryota, Metazoa, Nematoda, Chromadorea, Rhabditida, Ancylostomatidae. The record is from RefSeq and is a predicted model, not a curated record. The transcript is spliced from 5 exons. The coding region runs from base 1 to 441 and encodes 146 amino acids.